AUGGGUCUGCUUCAGUGCAUCGCCCUUGGCUUUAAGGUGAAUUUGGCCGCCCGCAUGAUGGUGGCCUACCCGGGGGUGGUGUCCUGUGAUGCAGAGACCUGCGCGGCCUCUCGCCUGCCCAGCUACUGCUUCAGAGCGCUACCAAAGAGAAACUUGAAAGGCGUUAUCAGUCCCACCACUGUCUAUCAAUACGUGGGGACCACCGAGAAGCAACAACGUGACGUGGGCGUUGCCGAGGAGAGGUCACCCUAUGGUCCCUUGCUGGGUCGGGAGGCAGAGAUUGACCGCUUUGAAUUCUGCUUGGAGGCCUAUAAGCAUUUGGAAGAACCACACGUCCUGGCAUUUGUGGGCAUUCCAGGCUCUGGAAAGAGCCACUUACUUGCCGAGCUGGCCAUUUUAGGCCGGGCUGCUGGGCACAGGGUCAACGCUGUGGAACUGGCAGAGGAGAACUUGAAGCAGCCCUUCUCUGCCAUCCGUCUGCUGGUGGCCAGGGCACUGGGUCUCCAGGCCGGUGAGACUUGCAGUGACAGGCAGCGCGCCCUGCAGACCGUGCUCCAAGGCACAAUAGAAGAGAGCAGCUAUUGCUUGCUCAACGAUGUUUUCUUAGUGGAGUUUCCCAUCACAGACGAGGUGUGCAGGAUGCGUCACACUGAAUGGAACAGUGCGUUCCACCUGACUUGUACGCAAGUGCUACAGAAGGUGCUUGGAGGGGAAUUUGGCAUAUUUUUCGUCGACAACGCCCACUUCGUGGACUCUGAGUCCUGGUCUAUCAUGUGGCCCCUGCUCCAAAGCGUCACGGUCCUUAUGGUCAUGAGCUUAGCUCCGGGCCGUGACAGAGCAGAGGACAUUUUCAAAGCUGCCACGGACAGCACAACAUCGGAGAGAAUCACCUGUCUUCGUCUGGAAGGGCUGAAAGCUUCAGACGUGGUGCGGAAAGCCUGCCAGGAGCUUGGAGUGCGCAGCAUCCCCAGGGAGCUGGCAAGGUUCCUGAUCCAGAGAAGCUCUGGCAUCCCAUAUUACUGUGAGGAACUGCUGCGCUCCCUGCGUUGCAACAACAUGCUCUUGUUGCACACCGGGAGGCCGAAGGAAGGAGAGGACAGCUGGCAGAGCCUGAUUGCCAAGGCAUCACCCGCUGUCACAGCUGCCUCAAGCCCGGGUACCGGGAGUGACGGAGAAAGGAUGUGUGCCAUCAGACCAGACGUGAACCUGGAGACCUCCAUGCUGCCGUUUGCCUUGAAAGAGAUUGCGCUGGCUGAGCUGGACCGGAUGGAUCUACAGAAGCAGAUGGUUCUGAAGUUUGCAGCCAUCAUAGGGCCGGUGUUUACAACCCAGCAGCUGGUUCACAUCCUUCCCAUCUCUGUAAAUCAGUGGAUUAAUCCACUGCUGGACAUGCUGGUGAAGGACAACAUCCUGAAGCGGCUGAAGAACACAGAGGAGCCGGAAGAUGUGCAAGGUGCUCCAGAGGGGCCGGCCACCUCCGGGCAGGCAGGAAGCGGGGUGGAGAGGCCCUCCGUGAACACGGGGUCCAGAAAACAACAGUCUGACGUCCUGGCCUUCUGCGCCCCACUGCUGUGGGAGGCGACGUACGAGCUGUGGCCCACGAGGGAGAGGGUGAACAUUCACCGCCAGUGUGCCGCCUUCCUGGAGAAGCAUGCGCACAAAUGCCAGAGGUGCCACGGAGGGGACUUUGUGGCCUUCCACCGCUUCGGCGUCUCCAGCCCCCAGAAGCAGGGGAGCUGCCAGGGCUCUGCUGAUGAGGAUGACUGGUGCAGCUGGGAGGCCUUGGUAGUUGCUGGAGAACACCUGAGGAGGGCCAGGACCCACCCUGCAGAGGGCGAGAUUCUGGCAGAGGGCGAGCAGACAACUCUGCGGGCCGAGGACGGUGGCGAGUGCUCCUGCCAGUGCGAAGCCAUCGCCGAAGCAGUGCUUGUGCCCCUGGCUCGCCACUACAGGGCAAUGGGCAGCACUUCCCAGGCCCUCUAUUAUGUGCUGGAGUGUGCGGCUGCCUACCUGCACGUCUCCAACAGCUACAUGGCCCUCAUGAAGCUGAGCGAAGCAGAGGCUCUGAGGAGCUCCGUCAAAAAGGAAAGAAAUGCCAUCGACCGCUUUGAGGAGGCCAUCUUCUUCAGCCUCAAAGGAGAGGUCUGCAGUAACGUGGGAUGUGUGAAGCUGGCCAAGGAAAUGAGCAGGCAGGCGCUGAGACUGCUGGAAAAGCGGUUCCCGCGAACCCGUGCCGGGGCCUUUGUCAAGUCUCUGUGGGAAGGGUUGAAGCGUGCUCCUCAGGCCACAGGCAGAGCGUCCUUCCUUCCCCAGGAGGCUCGGAGGAAGAAGCAAGCCUGGCUGGUUCAGCGGAGCAGAUGCCUCGCCUUGCUCGAGGACCUCUACAGCCAGGAGGGCACAUCUGGCGGACAGAGGUUCUCCCGCCUGGCAGCGCUCAUGAAGGCCAACACGGACAGCAAGAUGCACUCCUAUCAGGCAGCAGACUCACACAUUGGACAAGCCUUGAAUUAAGGAAAAUAGGCUUAGACAACGAGUGCAGACAGCGGGUCUCCUGUUUCUCCAAGUGACACCGUUCAGGUACCCUACGUCUGGAAUGCAGACAGCAGGCUAG
Molecule: messenger RNA, 2611 nt
Organism: Gallus gallus (chicken)
Lineage: Eukaryota; Metazoa; Chordata; Aves; Galliformes; Phasianidae
Gene: ADCY10L1
Product: adenylate cyclase type 10 like 1
Exons: 15
Coding region: 1-2511 (836 amino acids)
Cellular component (GO): cytoplasm
Molecular function (GO): adenylate cyclase activity
Source: RefSeq, a predicted model, not a curated record